AUGUAUGGAAGAACAACUACAACGACACCAAAUUCUACUAUCCUAAAUGGUUCAAAUGAUUACAUGUUACGAUUAGCAGCACGUGAAUUGGCCAAUUCAACAAAUUCAUCGAACAUCGCCUCAACAUCAUCAACAAUUUAUACAACAGCAGCGUCAAUAGCGUUAACGACUUCAAAGGCAAUAGCAGAUAUUGAUACAAAAGGCAUGUAUUCUUUAUUCACUGCACUGGGAACUGAUAUCUCAGCUUUAACAUUAGAUAUGGACCCUGACGUUGAAUUUGUACCGCCACGUCUUCGCGCCUCUAUUAUUAUGGGCGAAGACGUAAAUUUAACUCAUCUUUUGCUGCCUGUUGAUAGUAGUAGUAUCUCAUAUCGAGAUGAAGCUGAUACAACACCGGUUGUUUUACGUGGACCAUCUGAUCCACGUUUGUUGGAAGUUCUAUCAGUUACUAAAUUCGUCGUCGCCUUUGUUCGCUAUGCUUCUAUCGUGGUUUAUGCGCUUCCCUAA
Messenger RNA from Didymodactylos carnosus, 507 nucleotides. Lineage: Eukaryota; Metazoa; Rotifera; Eurotatoria; Philodinida; Philodinidae. The record is from the annotation of a GenBank genome assembly.